AUGUCCGAUGUCAACAAGACGGUUCAGAAAUGGCAUGCCAGUUUCAAGAAAGGCACCGACUUUGACUCGUGGGGACAAUUAGUGGAGGCGAUAGAUGAGUAUCAAAUUCUUGCAAGACAACUACAGAAAGAGGUCCAGGCAAUGAAUUCAUCAGAUUUCAGUGAGGAGCAGAAGAAAAAUUUGGGAAAGAUUGCGACAUGCCUGGAGCUGAGAAGUGCCAGUCUGCAGUGCACUCAGCCAAAGGAGGACUUCAAGUUAGAAGACCUGAAGAAACUGGAGACCAUAAUAAAGAACAUUCUCACCUAUAACAAAGACUUUCCUUUUGAUGUGCAGCCAGUUCCCUUAAGGAAAAUCCUGGCUCCUGGUGAGGAGGAGAACCUGGAGCUUGAGGAGGAGGACGAUGCUGCGGCCGGGGCCGGUUCGACGGAGGCGUUCCCUCCUCGUGCUCCCGGAACCCUGUUGCCACGGUUACCAUCCGAGCCCGGGAUGACGCUGCUCACAAUAAAGAUUGAGAAAAUUGGGCUGAAGGAUGCGGGGCAGUGCAUCGACCCUUACAUGACCAUCAGCGUCAAAGAUCUGAACGGCCUGGAUUUGAAUCCAGUGCAGGACACGCCCGUGGCCACCAGAAAGGAAGACACCUACAUCCACUUCAGCGUGGACGUCGAGGUCCAGAGGCACGUGGAGAAGCUUCCAAAAGGAGCAGCUAUCUUCUUUGAAUUCAAGCACUACAAGCCCAAAAAGAGGUUUACCAGCACAAAGUGUUUUGGCUUCAUGGAAAUGGACGAGAUCAAACCGGGGCCGAUCGUGAUCGAACUGUACAAGAAGCCCACAGACUACAAGAGGAAGAAGCUGCAGCUCCUCACAAAGAAGCCACUUUAUCUCCAUCUGCAUCAAACGUUACACAAAGACAGCUAA
Messenger RNA from Menidia menidia (Atlantic silverside), 915 nucleotides. Lineage: Eukaryota; Metazoa; Chordata; Actinopteri; Atheriniformes; Atherinopsidae. The record is from the annotation of a GenBank genome assembly.